GUUGUUGUCAAUUACACAACGUGACAUGACGAUUGCUCAGUACUUCCACAAGGUUAAAUCGAUCUGUCGGGAGAUUACUGAACUAGACCCAAAGUACGCCAUUGUAGAAUCUCGAAUGAAGAGGAUUAUAAUCCACGGAUUGCGACCGGAAUAUCGAAGCUUCAUUACUGCUAUACAAGGAUGGCCCACUCAACCAACACUUGUAGAGUUCGAAAAUUUGUUAGCCAGCCAAGAAGCCAUGGCUAAACAAAUGGGAGGCUUCAUAUUGAAGGGUGAAGAAGAAGCACUCUACACGAGUGAAAGUCGGAGCAAUAAUAGGCCGUCUACCAAACGUGGAUACAAUGGUGACAAAAGAAGAAGCCACCAAGGAACUGCACAACCUGAGAGAGCUGAGAAGAACGACAACCAGAGUUUCCAAGGAAAGAGAUUUGAAGGUAUUUGCUAUAAUUGCAGGAAAAAGGGCCACAUGUCUAGAGAUUGUUGGUCUAGGAAAAAGUCGGUUGAAAGCAAUGUGGCAAUAUCCAAAAAGAAGAUAGAGGAUGAAUGGGAUGCAGAGGUGCUAUGUCCAAUAGUAGAAGACGAGCUAGCACUCAUGGCAAUGAUGGAAGAGCAUAUCGAUUACGAGGAUGACUGGAUUAUUGAUUUCAGAUGCUUAAACCACAUGAUUGACGAUCAAAGUGGUGCAAUGGAAGAUGGGUGGCCCUUAGGAAGGAAGUAUUACCACACCUUGAGCAAAUUGAAGAAAUUCUUCUACAGAACACGAGGGAGCAAACUGAAGACAUUCUUCUCCAGGACAUGGGGGAGCAAACUGAAGACAUUCUUCUGGACAUGGGGGAGCAAAUUGAAGAAAUUCUUCUCCAGAACAUAGGGGAGCAAACUGAAGAGAUUCUUCCACAAAAGACGGUGGAGCAAAUUGUACACAUUUGCUUAAGUGCUGAUAUGCCUGAAGAUUCAAGUGACACUAGUGUUGGUGAGCAAGAAGUGACUCAACCAAGCGAGCCUAGCGAAAAUGAAAUGACACCUCAACAACUCAGACAUUCAGAAAUAAUCCUAAAGGCAAAUCCAGAGUGUGCCAACGCAGUAGAAGACGAAGUUAAUGAGCCGGAGACAUAUGAAGAAGCAUCACAAAACUCAGCUUGGCAGAAAGCGACGGAGGAAGAAACUAUAGCCCUGGAACAAAAUCAGACUUGGGAAUUAGUGCCAAGACCAAGAGAUACCAAACUCAUCUCUUGCAAGUGGGCUUACGAAAUAAUGUGUACCCCGGAUGGAUCAAUCGUGAGAUACAAAGCUCAGACUAUAGAUUCAGGGUUCUCCAAAGAAUAUGGACUAGACUAUGAUGAAACGUUUAGUCCAAUGGCAAAGAUCAUUAUCGUACAAGUUCCUCCAGUACUUACGGUAAAUAAAGAUUGGAAAUUAUGGCA
Molecule: messenger RNA, 1421 nt
Organism: Cucurbita moschata (crookneck pumpkin)
Lineage: Eukaryota; Viridiplantae; Streptophyta; Magnoliopsida; Cucurbitales; Cucurbitaceae
Exons: 2
Coding region: 26-868 (280 amino acids)
Molecular function (GO): nucleic acid binding; zinc ion binding
Source: RefSeq, a predicted model, not a curated record